AUGAAUUUUCGUAGGAAUAAUAUUUCUCUUAUUCCAGCAUUACCUGCUUUUACUCAAUGUUAUGAUGGUACUAUAUUAGGAUUAUUAGAACUCUACGGUGAAUUGCCAAAAGAUAAUCUAUUUUGUAAAAUUUUUGAUAUUUGUAAUUCAACAGAUCGACAAGAUCGAAAUGGAAAAGGAUGGUUUGUUACUCGAGAUGGAUUUUCAUAUACUCCUGAUUCCUUAAAUUUUGAUGAAAGAAUGCCAAAUUUAAUGCCUUAUCUUGACUACAAUAAAUUAAUGAAUAUAUCAAGCGCAAUCCACCACAAUGAUACACAGCAUUCAAAAGAUUUAGUAGAAGUAAUUGAAAUGCAAGAACUUAGUUUAAUCAAUAUUUUAAAUUUUUUAAUCAAUCAAAAUAUUGUUGAUAAAGAUACACAUAUUGCAAUAACAAGUUGGACUACAUGGCCCAUUGAAAUUGGUCAACAAACGAAUGAGUUAAGAUCUGGUGGUAUGGCUCAUACUGCAAAUGAAAUCUUUGAAUAG
Molecule: messenger RNA, 525 nt
Organism: Adineta steineri
Lineage: Eukaryota; Metazoa; Rotifera; Eurotatoria; Adinetida; Adinetidae
Source: the annotation of a GenBank genome assembly